GGGGGGGGGGGGGGGCCUGGGUGACUCAGUCGGUUGAGCAUCCGACUCUUGGUUUCGGCUCAGGUCAUGAUCUCACAGGUUCGUGAGUUCGAGCCCUGCAUCAGGCUCUGUGCUGACAGGGACAGCGUGGAGCCAGCUUGGGAUACUCCCUCUUUCUCUCUCUCUGCCCCUCCCCUGCUCGCUCUCUCUGUCUCUCUCAGAAUAAAGAAAGUUAACAAACAACAACAAAAAAAGGUCCGGUAUUGGCUCACCCACCUGGCCUCCAGGCGUAAGUCUCCAGCAAAACAUAAGCAGGUUCAAGCGAUCUCCAGAAAGAUACGGGCUUCGAGAGUUGCCUCUGAUGCUGGUUUCUGGAAUUAAAAAGUUAUGCACAUACUGGGAGAGGGGGUUGGGAGGUGUGUCUGAUUUGGGCGCUGCCCAGCGUGUCGGUGUUCUCCACGCCGGGAGUCGGGGUGUUUCUCGGUUUAGCGUUCAGUGUUUCUUCCACCGGGAAGCAGUUGGCGUUGGAUCCUCAGCAGGUGGCAUUGAUAAAGCUCGGGAUGCAACAUUGUCACCUCCUCUGCACACACAGGGUAUUGUAGCAGGACUGUAACAGGGCCCUGGGCUCGAUCGGAGAAACUCCGGGUGCCUCCUGCUUCCCAGGAGCUCUUAAUCAGGCUGUGGCACGGAACAGAUGGAUAAACCGUUACAGUCCCCAAUCUGCAUUUAUUUGCACCUCGUUGUUUAACACGUUCUUACUCCUUUUCCUCAUAUACGUUUUGAGCUCUUACUGAGUACCAGGCACCGUGCUGUCCCAUUGGAGCCUCCCAACAGCCCAUUUUAUGGACACCGGCAACCAGAACUAGCAUUUUGGGGCGCAUGUAUAUAGUGUGAGGCGCAAUGUGAAGCAUUUUGUGGACGUUACCUCUUGCAGUCAUCACCACUUCCGUCCCCGUUUUAGAGACGAAGGAACCAAUUCAGUUAGCGAUCCACAAUCCCUUUUCUGAAACUCUGGGGCCAGGAGAAAAUAAUGAAUGUCAAAGGAAAAGUGAUUCUGUCAAUGCUGGUUGUCUCGACUGUAAUUGUUGUGUUUUGGGAAUAUAUCAACAGCCCCGAAGGCUCUUUCUUGUGGAUAUAUCACUCAAAAAACCCAGAGGUGGGUGAUAGCAGCACUCAGAAGGGCUGGUGGUUUCCAAGCUGGUUUAACAAUAGGACCCACAGUUACCCAGAAGAGGAAGACGUAGACAAGGGAGAUGAACAAAGAAAGGAAAACAGCGAAGAACUUCAGCUGUCAGACUGGUUUAAUCCACAGAAACGUCCCGAUGUUGUGACGGUGACCGAAUGGAAGGCGCCGGUCGUGUGGGAAGGCACUUACAACAAAGCCAUCUUAGAAAAUUAUUACGCCAGACAGAAAAUUACCGUGGGUUUAACGGUCUUUGCUGUCGGAAGAUACAUUGAGCAUUAUUUGGAGGAGUUCUUAAUAUCUGCUAAUAGGUACUUCAUGGUUGGCCACAAAGUCAUAUUUUACAUCAUGGUGGACGAUGUCUCCAAGAUGCCCUUGAUAGAGCUGGGUCCUCUGCGUUCCUUCAAAGUGUUUGAGAUCAAGCCUGAGAAGAGGUGGCAGGACGUCAGCAUGAUGCGCAUGAAGAUCAUUGGGGAGCACAUUGUGGCCCACAUCCAGCAUGAGGUGGACUUCCUCUUCUGCAUGGACGUGGACCAGGUCUUCCAAGAUAGCUUUGGAGUGGAGACCCUGGGCCAGUCGGUGGCUCAGCUACAGGCCUGGUGGUACAAGGCAGAUCCUGACGAGUUUACCUAUGAGAGGCGGAAGGAAUCCGCAGCAUACAUUCCGUUCGGCGAGGGAGAUUUUUAUUACCACGCUGCCAUUUUUGGAGGAACGCCCACUCAGGUCCUAAACAUCACCCAGGAGUGCUUCAAGGGAAUUCUCCAGGACAAGAAAAAUGACAUAGAAGCCGAGUGGCAUGAUGAAAGCCACCUAAAUAAGUAUUUCCUUCUCAACAAACCCACUAAAAUUUUAUCCCCAGAAUAUUGUUGGGAUUAUCAUAUAGGCUUGCCUUCAGAUAUUAAGAUUGUCAAGAUAUCUUGGCAGACGAAAGAGUAUAAUUUGGUUAGAAAUAAUGUCUGAUUUUAAAUUGUGCCGGUAGGUUUCUGAAUUUGAGAGAGUAGUAUUCUGGCUACUUCCUCAGAAAAGUAACACUUAAUUUUAACUUUUAAACAAUACUAACAAAACGCCCACUUCUCUUCUUCCUGGUAACUUUGAACCUUGCAUUAUGGGAGGAUGAAACCUACAGGAAUCAGAUGUAAAUUCCCAGUGAUUUCUGAUCUCUUCUGGGUUUGGGGGAAAUACUCACUGGACCAACCAAAUACUCAACUGGACCAAACGCUCACCAAAAAAUUGACACAGGCAAAGAAAAAGCCAGAAACACUCUACAUGUGCCAGAUAAUGUACUGGAGAAAAGGGUGUUAAGGGAAGUGUUUGGCAGCAAGAUACGAUUGUGGGGGGAGGGGGUCAUCCCCUUGACUUCAGUGUCUCUGCUGAGUCCCAAGCAUCAUCGAGUUGCUUGGCGACAGAAGAACCCUGAGUAAGGGCACGGUCCACCUUGGCAAUCCUCACAUGGUUUCACUGGCAGACUGCUUCAGGCCAUUUGCCACCCAUGUUCUUUUCCCAUCGGGAAAAUGUUGUUUGGCUCCCGUGCAGAAUCUUCCUGGUGGAGAUUCCCAAGGGAGAUCAUGGUGGCGCGUGUUUGGAGUCACGGGGAAUCUGAAUGAGCCAGUGGUUGCUCAGCAUGGAGUGAAAACAGACUCAGAGUUGGGUUUGCCAUGGAAAAGCAAAGAGAGUGGAAAAAGAGGAGGCUGAUAUCUGUGGGCCACCUCGGAGGGGCCCAGGGCACGGGGCUGGUCCUUAAACACAGCAUGGAUCCGGGCGCUGAGUGGGGGGCAGGGUGGGUAGUCUCUGGCUUCCUCAGACCCGCGACGACCAGCACUGCGGGGACUCGAGUGGAGGAUGUUUCCUGUUUUGUCCAAGGUGCAUUCAGUCCGCCAGACUCCGGUCUUCAGUUCCUUGGCCGGAGAAGUGGACGGUGUCAGAGAAGGCAACGGCCCGCAGUGGACUGAAGAGGCUUGCAAGGAGUUACGUUUCCCAAACCCGGGCUUCAUGACGAUAAGUCAUCAACAUGCCCUGCUGCCACCUGCUCUAACCCUCAGGGUCCCCGCAGCCCGUCACGCCCCAACCUGGAGGGCCGACAUCAAGGAGUUUGGAAAGCCCUCGGGUCAAGUAACUUUUCAUUUUCCCCUGCCCUGUCAGCACUACUGAAGUGUGACAACCAGAUACGUUUAAUAAAAUGGCUAAUUGAUUUUAUAUCGAAAGCAGAGGGGAUGGCGGUGAGAGACCCAGUCCUCAUGAAUGAACAGCUUAACAUACAAUUCCCUUCUCUAAGAGAAGCUAUGGAAUCCUACGCGUUACUUCAAGUUGAGCAAUUCGAUGUACAGGAGUUAGGAGGCAGCAUUUACAUAUGCAGGUGUAUUUAUAGUUUGCUCGUGUUCCAGUUUUGGUCAUUUGUUUCCACUUUUAAGUGAUUUAUUUGAAGAGCCACCGCACUUGGUGUUCAGCACAAUGGGCUUCUUUGAUACAGUGAAACCUACAUUUUUUUCUACCAUGUCACUGUGCCUCCUACUCUUCAAUCCGUGCCAGAAAAUCUCACAACCCAGCAAAAUGAAGCAAAACCAACAACGACAACAACAACAAAAAUUCUGAAGA
This is a messenger RNA of Panthera uncia (snow leopard), 3754 nucleotides long. RefSeq names its product glycoprotein alpha-galactosyltransferase 1 (inactive) (gene GGTA1). Gene Ontology annotation, molecular function: hexosyltransferase activity. The transcript is spliced from 7 exons. Bases 1010 to 2122 code for a protein of 370 amino acids. Gene Ontology annotation, cellular component: Golgi apparatus; membrane; vesicle. The record is from RefSeq and is a predicted model, not a curated record. NCBI's taxonomy places the organism in Eukaryota, Metazoa, Chordata, Mammalia, Carnivora, Felidae. Gene Ontology annotation, biological process: carbohydrate metabolic process.